Helianthus annuus (common sunflower) is the source of this 2833-nucleotide messenger RNA. Its product is annotated as long-chain-alcohol oxidase FAO4A. The transcript is spliced from 5 exons. The record is from RefSeq and is a predicted model, not a curated record. Lineage: Eukaryota; Viridiplantae; Streptophyta; Magnoliopsida; Asterales; Asteraceae. Gene Ontology annotation, molecular function: long-chain-alcohol oxidase activity; flavin adenine dinucleotide binding. Bases 248 to 2608 code for a protein of 786 amino acids.
UAUGCUUCUUUUAGAUAAAGAUAAACUGAAAACAACACAACUUUCAAAACCCUCUCCAGUUGUUCCCUAUAAAUAUAGAUUCUUGUUUCAAACUCUUACACACCAAAGUACCAAACUCACUCCCCCCACCCUCUCUCUCUGACUCACACACACACACAACACACUACUUCAUAUAUUUAUAUUUAUAUUCCACUUGGUUGACAUCAAAACCUUUACCAACUACUACCCAAGUGACAACAUUUGCACUAUGGAGGGAAGUCCGGUUGUUGAAGCGAAACUUUUGGUAAGCCCGCAGGGUUUAGAAAAUGAUGAUUAUUUCGUAUUGGGGAUUGACACGCCUAAUUCUUUAACGGAAAAGGAGAGAGAUGACAACUAUAGCAAUAACUAUGAACCUCUUCUCUCUUCUCGAGAAAAUGAGUCUCUGGUCGCAUUAUGCGACACAUUCUUACCAUCACUCCAAGUAUACAAAGAUCGUGUUGUCGAUGAUUCACUUGCCCAACUCUAUCGCACUUCUGCUUCGAUGAAUGGAAUACCCGAUGAAGUGGCUAAGAUGAUGUUUUUGAAGACGGAGCACCCGAAACAAUUGUUGGUUAGGUUAACCUUGUGGUUCCUAUCAACUUGGAUUGGAACAUUGAUUCUUUGUGGAAAGACAUGUUUGUCAACUCAGUUUCCAUACGUGCAAAAGUUUUCUAGAAUUUCAGCUAAAAAGAGAGAAGAGAUACUUGUCUCAUGGUCUCUCAGCUACUUUUUUCUGUUGAGGAUGCUCUUCCGUGCACUAAAAUCCGUGAUUCCAUUGGCUUAUUUCACUCAGGUAAAUGAGAAGAACGAAAACCCAUGUUGGAAAGCCAUAGACUAUUGCGGACCUGACCCUGAUUUCACUAAACAACUUCAACAUUCUAUAAACACAGAAACUUAUUUUGGGCCACUUUACAAAGGCAUUGUCCGCCUCAACAAACCCCACAACAUCAUAGCAGAAGCGCUACAAAGAUCAAGAUUAUCCAUCUCUAUUCCACGUUAUCCAACCACACAUUUCAAGAACCCUAAAGCUCCAUCAAUGGUCAUAAAAUGUGAUGCAGUAGUAGUUGGCUCUGGCUCGGGUGGCGGUGUGGUUGCAGGGGUGCUAGCUAAAUCUGGCUAUCGGGUUCUAGUACUCGAGAAAGGAAACUAUUGUGCAAGAAGUAAUCUUUCUCUUCUUGAAGGUCCAUCCAUGGAUGAUAUGUACCUUGGAAGAGGGUUGUUAGCUACAAGUAACAUGGAGGCAAUGAUACUCGCUGGUUCGACUGUGGGUGGUGGGUCGGCUAUAAACUGGUCGGCUUCGAUCAAGACACCGGUUCAUGUGCGGAACGAAUGGUCUGAAUGUUAUGAUCUAGAGUUGUUUAAGAGUAAAUUAUAUGAAGAAGCUUUGAAUGUUGUUUGUGAGAGAAUGGGUGUGCAAUCUCAAGUGAAAGAUGAAGGGUUCAAUAACAUGGUUUUAAGAAAAGGGUGUGAGGAAUUAGGGUAUCCUGUUGAUAACAUUCCAAGAAACUCAUCUCCAGAUCACUAUUGUGGGUGGUGCUGCCUUGGUUGCAAAGAUGGAAGAAAGAAAGGUACAUCGGAGACAUGGCUAGUAGACCUAAUCGAAUCCGGAAACGGUACGAUCUUACCUGGGUGUGAGGCUGUCGAGGUUAUUCAUAAUCGGAAGAAAGGUAGAGAUCGGAGCACCGCGAAAGGGGUCCUCUUUGAGUUCAUACACCAAGACGGAACAAAACAAGUUUGUUUCGCUAAAUCAAAAGUGACCAUCGUAGCAUGUGGAGCAAUGUGUACCCCACAUCUGCUUAAAAAGAGCGGCUUGAAGAACCCUAAUAUCGGUAAGAACUUGCAUAUACAUCCGGUGGUGAUGGCAUGGGGUCAUUUCCCGUCUGGAAGUUGGCCAGAAGCUGAAAAAAAGAGCUACAAGGGAGGCAUAAUGACUGCUAUGUCCACCGUGGUUGCAGACUUCAAAGGCUCUGGAUAUGGUGCCGUUAUACAAACACCGGCGCUGCACCCAGGUAUGUUUUCAGCACUGAUGCCAUGGGUUUCUGGUUCCGAUUUCAAGGCACGAAUGUCGAAAUUUUCGAGGACAGCGCACGUUUUCGCAUUGGCGAGAGAUAAAGGUUCCGGUGAAACACACUCGAAAACGUCGAUUACUUACAAAAUGGACGUCACCGAUGAAGAGAAUCUGAAGAGGGGGCUGGAGAAAUCGCUGAGAAUACUUGCAGCAGCCGGAGCAGAAGAAAUUGGAACACAUAACAACAAAGGGAAGACACUGAAUGUAAAGAAUGUGAGUUAUCAUGAGUUUGAGUGUUUUGUAAGAGAGGAAAGUUCGAGAGCGUUGAGAGACAUAUCGACACCAAUAUGUUCAGCUCAUCAAAUGGGGAGUUGUCGAAUGGGUGUCCAAGCAAAGGGGUCGGCUGUGAAUCCGACGGGGGAGACAUGGGAGGUGGAAGGAUUGUAUGUUGCGGACACGAGUGUUUUCCCGACGGCAUUGGGUGUGAAUCCAAUGAUCACUGUCCAAGCCAUUGCUUAUUGCACUGCUCAGUCUGUUCUUGAAUCUCUUAGAAGAAUGAAGGACACCUGCUAUGAUAUAUAGUUGGCAAUAUACCAUUUGACAUUGUUGGUCAAACAUUGUAAUAACAUCAUUUGAUAAUUUAAUAAGAUACAUAGAAAAAACUUGGUUAUAUAUGACAAGUGUUCACUAUAUUGUUUCUGUGAUUUUGUACCAUUUACACUAUGUAAUAUACUAUAUUAUCAACACUUUAUAUAAGACCCCAGAACUAGAUAUGCAGAUUAGAUAAAACAAAACAGUUUUCCUGAU